CAUCUCCCACGUUUCUCGACAUCUUCGUUCCAGCUCUUGAUUGUAUUCCAACUCCAGAUCAGACCAUUCUGGCUGGUCGCAACUUCGGUCUGGCCGUUAACUCUUCGCAAGAUCAACCAUGAACGCAUCUCACGAUGCGAACCAUGGAUUUUAUGAUGAGGAGUCACCAUGGACUACACGAUUUCAGUUCCUUCAUCUUCAUUCCUCAGGUCAGGAGUCUGUGGCAGCUGGACCGUUGUGCCAACAACAACAACAGCAGCAGCAGCCAAUCUUUCAUACCUAUCAAACACCCUCACCGGCUCCAAACUACUUGCCAAUGUACUAUGAGGACCCACCGACAACUGCAACAUUCUCAAGUGUGCAGUCUGGAGGUCCCCAACAUCCCCUUAAAAGACAGUCGGUUCAGCAAUCAAAGCAACAACCAGCAUCAGCAAAAAAACGUCUGAGCCGGACUACAGUCCCGUCGAGGACAGACCGAGUGUCCAAGGCUUGCGUGCCAUGCAAUCAACGCCAUGUCAAAUGCAGUGGCGGCGAAGUCUGCACUCGAUGUCGCUCUUACCCGGAGGAACAAUGGCCAGAAUGUGUCUAUCUAGUCUCGAAACGAGGCGGACAUAACAAGGGCUCUAUACAAGCAAUCAUUGCAAGAGCAAAGACUGAGGCUGCUGAAGCUGUUGCAAAAAAGCGUAAAAGAGCAAUUGCACAGACGUUUGACCCUGUCUCAACACAAAACUCAUCUACCAGCUUUGCCAAAGAUGAAACAUCUACCCUAUUCUCACCACUGAGCUCCGGUGUCGCUCUACAUUCCGACAACGAUGCUCUCAAGGAUGAAGGGCGCGAUCUGCUCGCUUUGUACUAUGCAAAUUUUCAUAAAGCACAUCCUUAUACUCUCCCAAUGGAUGCGCUGAAGAGUCGAAUUCAAAAACAUCCAAAUACGGUCAAGCAUCUCAUUCCCGUGCUGGAAUACAUCGGCUCCUUCUACUCCAAGAUCUAUGAUACUUUAGCCUUGAAGGACAUUGCCAUUGUCAGAUUGUCCGCUAAUUCGUGCCCACGCGAUGGCUUCUACGUCCAAGCGAACCUACUGAUGGCAAUCGCAAUCCACUCGACUGAUGACUUCAACGGCUCUGAAGACACAAUCGGUGCGGCUAUUGGUGUGGCUCUUAGACUAGGUAUGGACAAAAAAGACUAUGCCACCGUCAACGGUGAAAGAGACCAUGUGCUUGAGGAGUGUUGGAGAAGAACGUUCUGGGGCCUUUACAUCACGGAGUCGAUAUUUGCUGGGGUACACAAGCUUCCAUCGUUCAGUCUUUCUUAUACUGACAAGGAUGUUGAUCUACCUGGAGAGGAGUCGGACUAUGGUGGAGAGGUCGUCUUCAAAACUCGAACGCGCGAAGAGUAUGUCGCCCGUGCAUAUGCUCCUUGUAGUCGACCUUUCUCCUCUAUGGCUUUCCUUAUCGAUGUAGCCGUGAUUAGUAAAGAUAUCCUUCCAAUCAUAUCAGACAAGUUUCCAGUUCCUUCAGAGAAGGUUGACGAAGCGAAUCGCAAGCUUGAGGUCUGGCAAGCUUUUGCACAUGGCAAGAAAGAGGAGAUCAUAUCAAUCCAAGGUGAAGUCGACGAAGUGAUGUGGCACGCCAACAUGCUCAUAGAUACUCUCACCAUCGCCUUGAAUCGCCCAAGAUCAUUCCUUCUCUAUAAAGAGAUUGAAGGUACCUCUAGGUGCUCUCCUAUUCCGGAUGUUGGUAGAAUCUCCGAAGCGCGUAGGCUGUUCCUCACGAACAAUACUGUUAGAGCCCGACAAGCAAGCGAACGUAUGCUAGAACAGCUCACUAUAGGUACAAACCACCGAAAACACAGCCCUCUGUUGAUAUGUGGAAUGUCUAUGGGCAUUAUGGCACAUGUUAGUGCCUGCAAUACUGCUGGAGUGCUCCCUCAUCCAACGAAACGCGAAGCCGCUGAAGAACAGAUUACUCUUGGUCUUGCAUCACUCCAAGACUGGGCUAUGAUCUGGAGCCUUGGGAAGCGAGUAUGGAGUGAAGUCCGGAACGUCACACAUAGCCUCAUGAGUAACCCUGCAGAACCUCUCGCCACUGGUUACUCUCAAGCAGAACCAUCGCUUCCUACUGCGCAAGUCCUAACCGUGGGAUAUGGUCCUCUCGCUCGCAAUCACUCACCUCCAUAUGAUUACGGUGCUUCACCCAAUGGCCAAGCGCAUACUAAAAGUCCAUCUGCGGAAGUCAUUGGCAAUAUACCGUCGCAAGACUGUUAUCUCAAUGUGCCAGUCACUGAAGUGGGGAUUGGUCUCGGUAUUGGUACGGGACAAAACAUCGCAAUGGCAGAUAGCAUAGACUAUUGUCACAGGAUGCAUGACUCCGUAUACGAUCCAGUUCGACCGCUAUCAGAGUCUGGCUCGAGCUUUGGCUCCGUCGUAAAUAUGUCUAAAUCAGGUGCAGGCUCGCACUCCAGCAUUGGUAAUGGCUCGAUUUCGACUGCAGCCUCAAGUAUUGGUGCCGACUCUGAUCGUCCGAUCAGUGUCGAAGACAAUUCAUUCUUGACCGAUUAUCACUCUUGUCUAUUGCAGGAAGCUGGUUCUCACAUGGAUCAAAACUAACCAUCUGGAAGAUACAAUGUUCCUACGACCAAAGUUGUUAUACAGCGUUACAUGCACAAUAUACGCAGGGCUCCAAUUUGUAACAGCAUCUCGUUGAUGUAACGUAGACCUGAAGCUACAUCGCAAGAAGACAAGAGAAGUCAAUGGUAUCGAAAAUACUUGGUUGUGAUGAUGAACGGCAGAGUGUAUGCCAUCUGUGAUCCUAGCAUUCUUCAAGUCUAUAUUGUUCUUGUCGUUUGCAGUGUAUAAAUAUCCUCUGGGAUAUAGAACAGCCUUGAACAUGUACAUGAGGU
This is a messenger RNA of Pseudovirgaria hyperparasitica, 2898 nucleotides long. RefSeq lists its product as uncharacterized. Gene Ontology annotation, molecular function: zinc ion binding; DNA-binding transcription factor activity, RNA polymerase II-specific; DNA binding. The transcript has 3 exons. The coding region runs from base 119 to 2605 and encodes 828 amino acids. NCBI's taxonomy places the organism in Eukaryota, Fungi, Ascomycota, Dothideomycetes, Acrospermales, Acrospermaceae. The record is from RefSeq and is a predicted model, not a curated record. Gene Ontology annotation, biological process: regulation of DNA-templated transcription; DNA-templated transcription.